CAAGCAAGGUGAGUCGUGCAGUCAAAAAAUAAAACAGGUAUGGAUGUUUUUUGUUAAGCUUGCUUCCCCUGGUCUUCAAAUUUUUCUUCACACAGGGUACUGUAAAGGUUUUUUCUAGUUCCGAAAAAGACAGAGUUUUGGUAAGUAAUUUAUUCAAGUUUGUUCAUUGUACUGACGACCAUUCACUGUCAUUAAAACUUGGCCGUUGAUGACUCAGUGAAAAAGUUAAAUCGACGUUAUGACGAAAACUGUUCUAAAAUAUACCCGAUCUUAAAACUUGUAUUUAACUUUACAUAAGGCAAAGACAGCGUAGUGAAGAAAGAGUGUCUAGGAUAAUCCGCUAAAUAGUCUCAAAAAUCAUUCCGAUUUGCCGAAGGCACGCGACAAUGAGAUAAAAAAUAACUUGGGAAUGUCUACUGGCGAAUAAAGUUUUGGGAAAACUGAAAAGUCGAUAGUGUUUCUCUCAGUGAAGCGGGGUGAAUAUGGACAAGAAUUAAUGAGAACACAAUCCUUACUACAUGCAAGCAGUGUUUUAACCCCGGGUGGUUUACAUACCACACAUACAUAUACGCUUCCGCAUUUCUAAUGAACGACAAUCGACUGAUUAUUGACUAAGCAUAGGAAUUUUUAAAACCUAUCGAUCGCUUUAGUUUGCUGCUAAAAUCAUGAUGGCAUACUGAGGAGAAGAUAGCUUUGAUUUUACGUCGGCUUCUGCAGUUAAGGAACAUUUGUUACACGGAUUGCAGAAGUCAGGCUUCAAUAGACAUAAAUAAGCAAGCAUGUUUCACGCGCAAGCAAAUGCCAGCAAUCCAAAAUUCAAUCGGAAUAACCUUAGUGAGUUCCUGGUGACUCAGCAGCUUCCCUGUCGAGCCUCCAUAGGCCUUAUCCCGGUUUUGGAAGCCAUCUUGACGAGUAGGCAACCGAAUGAGAAAUUACAGUGUUUGUAUGAGAAUCAAAUGUCGGAAUAAUUUCUCUAAAACGGCUGUUCUAAAAAGAAUACGAAGUGUGAACUAAAGUUCCACUUCUAACGAUUCUACUGAAAAAAAAUUGAGGGUGUUACAUGCAGCUACAUGUGCUAGAACCCCUUUUUAAAAUUUUCUAUACAUUUGUCGGUAAAAAUUUCUCUUCCUGACGACUAAAAUUUCCCGGGAAAAAUUGCAGGCAUAUAUAUAGAAAAUCUAAAGCAAAAAAAGCUGGAGAAAUUUAAGCACAGUUACCGCCCCCCAAAAUUUGUUAGUAAAAUCCCUUGCUGUGUAGCUUUAGUUUAGGAGGGGGUGUCCCAGCCCCCCACACCCCAAUAGAACUUGCUUGCGGGUUUAUUCCCACUCGCUUGUGUCUACCGUAUCUAAUACAAAACUCAGAGUAUCAGUGAGGCUCGUACUUCUUUAGUAGCCUUAAAUCCCCUUCCCCUUCCCUUUCAUACUUAGAAACUCUUUGCAACAGAAUCUUUUUGAACAAGCAGCUCUGGUGAGCCAGAUCCUGUCGCCAGUGCAACAUCCCUGUGGUCCGUCUCUUGUACGCGACCAACUCCCGUAAGCGAUGCAAAAAAGUGUUAGUAUUUCGGAUGGUCGCUUAAGGAAAGCUCGACUGUAUUCCACAACAGAGACUAUCAUUCUACCAUUUCACUCACCAAUGCACAAUUUCCCUAUUUUUCCAGAGCCCAGGAUCAAGACAGCUAUGAAGUCUCGGACGAUUUUGUCACUUUUUCUUGGAAUCAGCCUUAUAUCCAACAUCGUUGCUGAGGUACGUCAUUCCUUUGAUUCCCGCUAAGAGUGGGGACUCAUGGGUGUUAAACAGACGUGCCUUUGUGUUCAGAACCCCGAGCAUUGUUUUUGCCGUGAUGUUUCUCAAAGGAAACUCGGAUGACUACCUUUGACGAAAUCUAAAUUUAUCUUUUUAAUUUUAUUAAAAGGAGAUUAAAAGGCGGCGAUCGGGAUCGUUCAAGUCUUCCAUCUAUAAGUACGUUCUGAGCCAUCGCGCUUAAUACAGCCUGCGUGAGGACGACUCCUAUUCCAUUGCUGCGAUGCGUGCAGCAAUGGAAUAAUGAAAUAGGAGUCGUCUGCACGCAGGCUAAGAAGUAAAUUGAAAAUUUAGACCCCGUCCCCCUCCCUCCCCCCAAUCAAGGAUGCGAAAAUAACGCGUUUUGUUCUUUGUUCGGCUUCAUUGAUUUCGGGGGGAUAGGAAGUUUGCUAUUCCAUUUUAUUCUGCCCAAGAUUGAAACUUAGUGACAAUGGCGACGUUUUUUCGGCUGCUGUCAUUUCAGUUCCAAACCAAACCCUUAUGUAUGCCCCUACUAAAAUAGAUGACUAUAAAACAUGGCGCGAUUAAGGCUAUUUUUAGAUUGUACCGCAUACCUUUUUCGCCGGCACGAAAACCAUACCGAAUAGGUCAGAGGAUGGGGCUUUUGUUUACACAUAAUGGACCGUGAUUUCGGCGCGAUUUUCUGUAACGGUGCGAAGUUGCGCCUGGCCGAUAUCUAAAGUGGAGAGUCACAUAUCGGAUAGAAGUUCAUAAAAUACCGGAUAACUUUUUGUGUCGGCACGAAACGUUAUCCCGUAUAGUGUGAACAAAGCCUCAGACUUUGCAAUUUUAAAAUCAAUCUGGAUGGCAAUUAUUUUCUUGCUACUGGUUAUAAAUUAAAUGCAUAGGUACUAACAUUUUUAAAAAUGACGCAUGUGGGUCUGUAUCUCUUCUUAGCCUGACGUACCCGCCAUCAGAGAAGGCAUUGCUGCCAGGGCAGAGCUACAAGUUGGCUGCGCCUACUGGUCGAAUGCUGCUUACAGCGGCAGUGGACGGAACACGAACAAGAACAAUUAUUUUGUUUAUGACAUUGGCAACUUAGCCGGCGUCAAAAUGCCAGAGGUUUCGGAGGGGGUCCCCAUAGGGGCGGGCGUGGGAGGGUGGGGUACCUUAAGUACGCUGAAAAAUUGGACACUCGUAAACGCCCCUCAGCGUGGAGACAUAGUGGCAGCUCGUGACCCGAUUGACAACACUUAUCAUGUAGGGAUUUUUAUUAGCGCUGGCACUACAAUAUCAACUAAUCCACAACAUAUUAGAAGAAGUAAUUGGCCAUUUGGUACCGGAAGCGAAGAAGGAGAGGAUAUUCGCUACUGGAAUUACUGUGGCCUGGAAGAGAACUGUCCGUGA
Messenger RNA from Porites evermanni, 3147 nucleotides. Lineage: Eukaryota; Metazoa; Cnidaria; Anthozoa; Scleractinia; Poritidae. The record is from the annotation of a GenBank genome assembly.